AUGGACAGCGAUAGCACUCUUCCUGCUACAGAUGACUUUGGCUCCAGGUUCUUGGAAAUGGAUGAGUACGAUGAUGAGAAUUAUGAAGCCAUCUCAGAGGAAUCACCUGAAAGUACAAAUCGAUCCGUACUAGGAAAACGCAGAAGAAAACGAGCAGCUUCUUCGAAACGGGUUCCUUCGAAGCGACAGGUUAUCACUACGAAAAAAAUUCGUCCAGUUCGUCAAAGUCGUCGACCUCCGGCUCGGGUCACGGAUGCCUACACCGGCAGCAGUGAUAGUGACAGCGAACCAACCACCAUGUCAACUCCAGUCACUUCUCGAAGUCGAACACGUCUAGGCUAUCAGAGCUCUCAGAAUUCCCUAUGGACUCUUGAGGAUGUAAUGAUGCCCUCUGAUAAAGCCACAGACCAAGGUGGGAUCUCGACCGCCGUCGCCACCCUCACUCCUGAGCAGUUGGAAAUUCGUCAGCGUCGGAUUGAGCGUCGGCGUGAGUCGGCUAAAAAUAAGGCGGAGAAGGAGAUGCAAGACACCGUGGAACGCCUCCUUCGCGUUAACACAGAGUACGCAGGUGGCUCAGGCAACAGUGGUGGACGCGGUCGAUUGCGCCGUACGGCUCCCUCAGUUGAAAUGGGUGCUGAUUCAGAGGAUUCAGAGGGGGAAAAAAAGAAGAGAAAUGCUUUGCAUCCCUCCUUGCCGUUGGAUCCCCCACUUGGUAGCGUGCGUUUUAUCUCUUCCCUGCGCAUUCAACCCCAUUGUCUCAUUGCUCUUCCCGCAGAAGUAACUGAGGGAGAGAACUAUCUCUUGCUUCGUUCUCAACUUGCUCCACCUCCCCCAAAACUUCGGCUUUGUGAGCAAUGUCAUGCGGCCCCACGGCGAUAUGCUUGUGCUCGAACUGGACGUUCAUUGUGCAGCCUAGAAUGUUUCAGAGCCUGUUGA
This is a messenger RNA of Hydatigera taeniaeformis, 936 nucleotides long. The record is from the annotation of a GenBank genome assembly. Lineage: Eukaryota; Metazoa; Platyhelminthes; Cestoda; Cyclophyllidea; Taeniidae.